AUGGAGGAGCUGCGCGAGGACCGCAUUGUCCAGCUGUGCCCGAUCUGCUCCGACGUCGGGGUCGCGUUUGUCAAGACGUCUACCGGGUACGGGUUCGUGAAGCGGGCGGACGGCUUGUACGAGUGCAACGGGGCGACGGCGCCGCACCUGAAGCUCCUGCGGGAGCAUUCGGGGCCGGGAGUGCAGAUCAAGGCGGCGGACGGCGUGCGGACGCCGGAUGACCUGCUUCACGUCAUGUCGCUCGGCAUGACGCGCAUCGGUGCCACGGCCACAGUGACCAUCAUGGAGGAAGCUGUCAGGAGAGGCAUCACGGAGCAGCCGUCUAUUGUCACCUUCAAACCCAUGCAAGAGAAUAGUCAGUAA
Messenger RNA from Cordyceps fumosorosea ARSEF 2679, 363 nucleotides. Its product is annotated as Deoxyribose-phosphate aldolase. The transcript has a single exon. Gene Ontology annotation, molecular function: deoxyribose-phosphate aldolase activity. Gene Ontology annotation, cellular component: cytoplasm. NCBI's taxonomy places the organism in Eukaryota, Fungi, Ascomycota, Sordariomycetes, Hypocreales, Cordycipitaceae. The coding region runs from base 1 to 363 and encodes 120 amino acids. Gene Ontology annotation, biological process: carbohydrate catabolic process; deoxyribonucleotide catabolic process. The record is from RefSeq and is a predicted model, not a curated record.